AUGUCUGAGAAGAAGCGUAAGAGGCAUGAAGAGAGGCCUGAUGGGCGACCUUCCAAGAAGAUUGCGGCAGAACGCCCUUCUCAGAACAUUAAAGUCUCCGUGAUCGAAGACGGCGAUGAGUGGGUGCCUGUGCUGGCGUCUACGCCAGGCCUUAACAUAUCCUCAAACCUCUCCAUGAAACCUUACACAAAAGCCAGACAAGACGCUUCUACACCCUCUUUACCAAUUCCAGAGCUUCUGCUACAUUCUUCUGCGCACCCUACGCUCGAUUUUAUAGCACGCGAAGAGUCUUCCAAUAGGUCAGAAAGUCACUUGAAGCACUACAUUGGAGUCUACGACCCAGAGACUGGGAAACUGCAGCUUGUGCAAUCACGGAAACUGGUUAUCCGGAGCACUCUGCGCUCAUCUGAACAUGACGAGAAGGGCAGCGAUAGUGAGAAAGAUGCACCGACCAACCUGUCCGCUCGCUCCAAUCUCGGCCUCGCCUUCGGCACCAAGAAGUCACAGAAAGCUAUCCGUGCCCUUACUGCCAAUGCCAUCAAGGCUUCUCCUACGAAAUCGAAGUCCCAGACCUCUGGAACAGGUCGAGCUCUUGAUCCUCUUGCCUCCGCUGUUGUGUCGUCAAUGACCCAAUCCACAUCGUCUAUGCCUUCUCGGGAACAGAUGCAGGCCGACAUCGAUGAAAACAAGCCCAUACCAAAGCCAAACUUGGCCGCUGAGACGCCGGCCGAGGUCUAUCCAGUCGAGCAGCUUGUUGGCGGUACAAAUGUUCUGAGGAAUAUGAACGUGCAGGAGUUGAUGGACAAAGUGAACGCUGGGGAGACCGUGCAAACGAAAAGUCUAUUCGUCAGCAGACGAUUGAGAGCCGUGGUGCAGAGCGCUGAUGUUAAGACGGUGAGGACGCUGACAUAUAUGCUGUUAUUGUUGGAGUGGCAAAAGGGCCUGAAGCUGGGUCCCAGAGCAGCAAAGAAGGUGCCGAGAGACGAAGAAAUGGGACCCUUGAUAGAGCAGUACGGGAGUGAGGUUGUGCGUGGGGUCGGGAGGAGAUUUACUGACCGAGGCGAGCUCAACAAAUGGCAUUCGGACAACCUCAUAACGCAUAUCUGUGCCCUGGCGCUCACCAUCGACAAUUUUGAAACGGACAUGCACGACAUCCGCGAAGACCUGAAGCUGGAAGCCAAGGAUGUUCAGAAAUACUUCAAAGAACUUGGGUGUGCUGUCACUCCGCCUACAGAAGUGGAGAGGGAAAGGUUGAAGAUCACCAAGGGUGAAGGAGUGGGCCAUCGCAUUGCGAGGCUGAGACUGCCAUUAGUGUUUCCAAAGAUAAAAGGACCAAUGGCUGGAAAGAAGAAGAAACGAUAG
Letharia columbiana is the source of this 1362-nucleotide messenger RNA. RefSeq lists its product as uncharacterized. Gene Ontology annotation, molecular function: DNA binding. The transcript has 3 exons. Bases 1 to 1362 code for a protein of 453 amino acids. Gene Ontology annotation, cellular component: RNA polymerase I complex. Lineage: Eukaryota; Fungi; Ascomycota; Lecanoromycetes; Lecanorales; Parmeliaceae. Gene Ontology annotation, biological process: RNA polymerase I preinitiation complex assembly; nucleolar large rRNA transcription by RNA polymerase I; transcription elongation by RNA polymerase I. The record is from RefSeq and is a predicted model, not a curated record.